Molecule: messenger RNA, 2003 nt
Organism: Colletotrichum godetiae
Lineage: Eukaryota; Fungi; Ascomycota; Sordariomycetes; Glomerellales; Glomerellaceae
Exons: 2
Coding region: 376-1686 (436 amino acids)
Molecular function (GO): NADH dehydrogenase activity
Source: RefSeq, a predicted model, not a curated record
GUCGGCUUCUAGACGAACCCUAGACCUCGUCCUUCAUCAAUCGGACCAAUCCAGCCGGAGAAGUGGGCCCGGGUGGAACGCGGAGAUCUCCCGGCAUCUAUCUAGGUUCGGACCAAGCUACGGCAAGCCAGCUCGAGCCAGUGAUGUGCUGCCGAGCCAAGAUGUCAAACCUCCGAGCUUCCCCCAACCAGGCGAUGUUACAUUCCUUAGUCUCCGAAAAUCGAUGACGUUCCCUGUGCGAAGAGUCCACGAAACCGCAACUGCCAUGCCGCACGCUGACAGUUUAGGACCCGUGACGUAAGGUUAAUCGUUUCGUUCCGAAUGAAGCAAGGAUUGAGGAAACCAUAAGAAGUCGGCCAAAGAUCGCAUCGCGCGAUGAACGAGCAGCCAUUGCAGCUCAAAUCAGCGGAUAGAGCGGUACACUUCAACAUGGCGAAACCAGUUCUCGUAGUCAUCGGCACCGGCUGGGGAGGUUUCACUCUCACACAAAAAGUCGACCUCACCAAAUACGAUGUCAAGGUCAUUUCUCCGAUUCGAACAAUCCAAUACACCCCCUUACUAGCCAGCGCAGCAUGCGGGCUAUUCAAUUUCCGUCUUGCGGAAGAGCCCGUCAGACGAAAACACAGGACAGAGAUGGACUACUACAAGGCCAUUGCAGAAGACAUCGACUUUGAAAAGCAGAUUGUGCGAUGCAAGACCGACGCGCCCACCGCAGGCGAAGACCCAAUUACCUUUGAAGUCAAGUACGACAAACUUUGCAUAGCGCCAGGAUGCGAUACUCAGGACUUCGGCACGCCAGGCGCGAAAGAGCAUGCCCUUUUUCUGAAGACGACGAAUGAUGCCCGCUUGAUUCAGCAACGCAUUCUUCAAAUGCUCGAUAAAGCAUCUCUCCCGACGACAAGCGAGCAGGAUCAGCAGGAUUAUCUCAACAUUCGAAUCGUCGGUGGCGGCGCCAUCGGCAUUGAGGCGGCCGCUGAGCUGUGGGAUCUUUGGUUCGAAGACAUGCGUUUCCUGUUUCCUCACCUUGAUGGCAAGGUGAACAUUACCAUUCACGAUGUCGCGCCCAAGAUUCUAUCCACAUUUGACGCAAACUUGAGCGAGUACGCCACGAGCUCGUUACAAGGGAAGCACGUCAAGAUCAAGACAGGAUCACACAUCCAGAGUGUGGAGGCCGAUGCGAUCUUCACGAAAGAGGACGGUCGAUUACCGUACGGACUGCUUAUCUGGGCUACGGGGAACAAGGCAAGCUCUUUGGUUGAGAAGCUACCCGUUAAGAAGCCAGAGAGUGGUCUGCCUCGGAUCCUGACAGACAAGUACCUUCGCGUCUUUCAUCCGGAUGGAAGCCCCAUGAGCGAUGUUUAUGCGCUCGGCGACGCCGCCGAUAUUGAGGGUGAAUCCUUGCCCACUCUGGCUGAAGUAGCUCUGCAGAAAGGCGAAUAUCUCACGAGCACUUUGAACUCGAACGCCGACCCUGUGCCUUUCAACUACAAGCAGAGAGCACUCUUGGCCUACCUAGGCCGCCACGAUGGUAUCAUUGGUGGUAAGCAGGAGUGGACUGGAAUGAGCGCGUGGUUGGCUUGGCGAUCUGGAAGUCUAGGUUGGACGAGGAGCUGGAGGAGGAAGAUCAUGAUUUCAAUAAGCUGGCUGUUUAUAUGGCUGGCGGGCAGAGAUAUUGCGAGACCAUAGGUCAAUUUGGCGAAAGAUUGCGUACAGGUGUGCAAAAGGUGCUGCAAAGAUUCAAAACGACACAGAUGUCACAGUUGCAUGGGUAAAAUUUGUCUACAUUUGCGCCUUUGGUGUAUAGCGCCGACACUGUGGAAAUUUAUUGUAUGAUUGUGUGCAGUCAAAGUUUCAUAAGUCAAUUCCAUCGGGCUUUUCCAUCAUUCCAUCAAGAUUGAAACCAGACCCUGUCUAGAGCCGAAGAAAUUGAAGGGGCAGUAAAGGUCGAUAGCCGUCAAUUAAGUGAGUGUAUUCAACCCCACUUGACGCAGCAGUAGUCAGUG